CUCCGCUACAGGAAGUGCGAGGGGUGUUCCCGUCGCAAUUCCAGCUGAUCUAAUACGGCAGACGGAAGUCAGCCCUCCUCAUUUGUUUUCAUACUGCUACUCAAAAGUAUUGUCAUUACUCAGGUGUUGCGGUGACCGACAGUGGAAUGCGUCUGUGUGAAAUAUCGUAAAGAAUAAGGGACGAGGGAUUUCUGGUUAUUACGGAACUGGGGGUCUCCUUGCCCCUGUACCCACAACACCUCGCCGUGGAGUGCUUCUCCCUCCCGGGUGAUUGCUCUGUAGCAGAACUGUCAUGCGAUCAGAGAGGGGAUGGCAUCCUUUCCGAGUUAUUGUAAGACAGUCGGGACAGCGGAGGAGGAAAACGGCGACUUGGACCAGUCUCUGCAACAAAUGUUAAAGGCCAUCGCAGAUGAAAGGAAUCGCCUCAACAUUCGGCAGGAAAUUAGUGGUCUUGGGUGUUUCAAGGACGACCGCAUCGUCUUCUGGACAUGGAUGUUCUCCACCUACUUCAUGGAGAAGUGGUCAGUUGUCCCGGGCCAGGACGACAUGCUCUUCUACGUCCGCAGGAAGCUCUCCUACGUCAACCCAGACAACACGGAAGGCAAGAAGGUGGAGGUGGAGGUGUACAGGAGGGACUCUAAGAAGCUUCCAGGGCUGGGUGACCCCGACAUCGACUGGGAGGAGAGCGUCUACCUCAACCUCAUCCUGCAGAAGCUGGACUAUGUGGUCACCUGUGCGGUGUGCACCCGUUCCGAAGCAGGAGACAUUCACAUCCACAAGAAGAAAUCCCAGCAAGUCUUCGCCUCCCCCAGUAAGAACCCGAUGGACAGUAAAGGGGAGGAGUCUAAGAUGAGCUACCCAAACAUCUUCUUCAUGAUCGACAACUUUGAAGAGGUGUUCAGUGACAUGACGGUGGGGGAGGGGGAGAUGGUGUGCGUGGAGCUGGUGGCCAGCGACAAGAGCAACACCUUCCAGGGAGUCAUCUUCCAGGGGUCCAUACGCUACGAAGCACUCAGGAAGGUCUACGACAACCGGGUGAGCGUGGCGGCCAAGAUGGCGCAGCGCAUGUCCUUUGGCUUCUACAAGUACAACAACAUGGAGUUUGUGCGCAUGAAGGGGCCGCAGGGCAAAGGUCACGCUGAGAUGGCCGUCAGCCGCGUGCCCACCGGGGACACCUCACCAUGCAACACAGAGGAGGACCAGGACUCACCCAUGCACGAGAGGAUGACGUCGUUCAGCACCCCCCCCACCCCCGAGCGUAACCGGCCCUCGUUUUUCUCGCCGUCUCUGCGCCGCAAGCUGCCGCGCACACUGGCCGAGAUGAAGAAGUCGCACUCGGCCAACGACAGCGAAGAGUUCUUCAGGGAGGAGGACGAUGCAGACUAUGGGGUUCCCACUAAUCUGCGUUCGCGUUCGCUCUCCGGCACGAGCCGCUCCCUGGUGGGCUCCUGGCUCAAGCUGAACCGCACUGAGGAGUACUUCCUGCUCUACUCCCACCUCACUUACGUUACACUCCCACUACACCGCAUCACCACAGAUAUCCUGGAGGUGAGACAAAGACCCAUCCUGAUGACCUAGCCAAACGCCUGACUGUCCAAGACACUCACUACCAAGUGCCUAGCUGCAUCAGGCCACUGUCUCAACACUACCACCUAGUGUCCGGACACUAUAACACCAAAACCCAAACAGGAGAGAGGCGAGAGAAAGAGAGAUAGAGAAAUGAAAAGAGAGAGAGAGAGAGAGAGAGAGAGAAUGUGUACUGUGAGUGAAUCGAACAAGUGGACAAACAGGAGAACUACACAGAACAAACAAUAACGAAAAGAAAAAAAACACAAUUGUAAGAAAAUAAAAGAAAAAAAGGAGGAAAAAAACAGAAACAACUCAAAACCAGCCAGCCAAUCAAAAAGUGCCUCUUCCAAUGGUUCUAUCACCACGGCCCUGCCCCUCCCCUCUGUGUGUAGGGGAUGGAGGGAGUGAAGGAGGAAGGAGGGUGCGAGUGAGCUAGUCUAGUCUCCAUGGUAACACCAAACAUCUUCUAGUAGAGUAAGAUAAAUCACACGACGCCUACCCAAUUCAAAGGAGUGUGCUGAAGUCUGGUCUCCUAAUAUAAGGGGAGCGUCGUCCCCUCCUUAUUCUUCUCCUUCUGUGGCGUUUGGUGGUGGCUUGCAUAAGAUGUGCACUACCGCCAUCUACAGCGCUAAGAGAACUCCAUUUAUUCUCAACCGUAAGUCUCCUAAAAGUCUCCUAACCUAAGGUCUCCAAAAGGGGUGUUCACCUAACGUCACAUGGAUCAUGGGAAAGUACAGGCUUGAUUUAUCUUACUCUACUAGAAGAUGUUUGGAAACACCACUAUGGACAUCAGGCACAGGAGCAUCCUGGGUAAAAAAAAAUAUAUAUAUAGCAUUUAUAAAAAUGUUAAAAAGCCCAUCAGACAUUUCAGGCAAGUCACCUGCUUCAAGGUCUGUUGGAGAAGCCAAAAGAAACAAGGCUUUUCUUAUUUAUGUCUUUUUUUUUUUCUUUCUUUCUUUUUUUUUUUUUUUUU
Molecule: messenger RNA, 2542 nt
Organism: Engraulis encrasicolus (European anchovy)
Lineage: Eukaryota; Metazoa; Chordata; Actinopteri; Clupeiformes; Engraulidae
Product: kiaa0930
Exons: 10
Coding region: 310-1578 (422 amino acids)
Source: RefSeq, a predicted model, not a curated record